Molecule: messenger RNA, 9328 nt
Organism: Homo sapiens (human)
Lineage: Eukaryota; Metazoa; Chordata; Mammalia; Primates; Hominidae
Gene: EYA4
Product: EYA transcriptional coactivator and phosphatase 4
Exons: 19
Coding region: 459-2330 (623 amino acids)
Biological process (GO): inner ear development
Cellular component (GO): nucleus; cytoplasm
Molecular function (GO): protein tyrosine phosphatase activity
Source: RefSeq, a predicted model, not a curated record
GCAAAACUUCCAUCCUGUCCACGUGAAGUUGUCGCUGCCUUAGAGAGGGGGAAAGAGCUGCGGGAAAAGCCGGGGAGUGACGACUGCGGCGGCUGGGCGCGCUCUCUCAUUUUCUUUUCUUCUCCUUUCCCCCCUGUCGCAGUCCGGAGUUUUGGCUCCUCUCCUUUCCUCCUCCCCCUCGGAGCCGGCUUCUCCCUCCGCCCCGCUUCUCCCCCGCUUGUGUACGCUAUUUGUUGUGGGGUGGCCGAAGGGGAUGUCCUGUUUUCACCAGAGGCACAGCGCGAAGGGGAAACUUCGACACUGGAAGGAACGAGAAUAAAUACUUAAUUACGGACGCACUGAACCGCGGCUGGGACAGACACUUCGGGAACCCGAGGCGGACCGGGCGACGAGAUAGUCAUUUUUACUUGAAGGAAGCUGCUUCUACUUGGGAGUGGCAGGAGAAGUGAGAAAACCACAUGGAAGACUCCCAGGAUUUAAAUGAACAAUCAGUAAAGAAAACGUGCACAGAAUCAGAUGUUUCACAAUCUCAGAAUUCCAGGUCUAUGGAAAUGCAGGACCUAGCAAGUCCUCAUACUCUUGUUGGAGGUGGUGAUACUCCAGGUAGCUCCAAACUGGAAAAAUCUAAUCUCAGCAGCACAUCAGUUACUACAAAUGGGACAGGAGGGGAAAACAUGACUGUUUUAAACACAGCAGACUGGUUGCUGAGUUGCAACACCCCCUCUUCUGCAACAAUGUCUCUUCUUGCAGUCAAAACAGAGCCCUUGAACAGCAGUGAAACCACAGCCACGACUGGAGAUGGAGCGCUUGACACUUUUACUGGGUCAGUAAUUACAAGUAGUGGCUACAGCCCCAGAUCAGCACAUCAGUAUUCCCCACAGCUGUAUCCUUCCAAGCCCUAUCCACACAUUCUUUCUACACCAGCAGCUCAAACAAUGUCUGCCUAUGCAGGCCAGACUCAGUAUUCGGGGAUGCAGCAGCCAGCCGUCUACACAGCCUACUCACAGACAGGACAGCCCUACAGCUUGCCCACUUACGAUUUGGGUGUGAUGUUGCCAGCCAUCAAGACAGAGAGUGGACUUUCCCAAACUCAGUCCCCAUUACAGAGUGGCUGCCUCAGUUACAGCCCAGGGUUCUCUACCCCACAGCCAGGCCAGACACCUUAUUCUUACCAAAUGCCAGGUUCUAGUUUUGCACCAUCAUCUACUAUUUAUGCAAAUAAUUCAGUUUCCAAUUCAACGAAUUUCAGUGGUUCACAACAGGAUUAUCCAUCCUAUACAGCCUUUGGCCAAAACCAGUAUGCACAGUAUUAUUCAGCAUCAACGUAUGGAGCGUAUAUGACAUCGAAUAACACAGCCGAUGGCACACCCUCUUCAACCUCUACUUAUCAGUUGCAGGAAUCUCUCCCAGGACUGACUAACCAACCAGGUACAGAUCUUCACCCAGGAGAGUUCGAUACCAUGCAGAGUCCCUCCACACCCAUCAAAGAUCUUGAUGAGAGAACCUGUAGGAGUUCUGGGUCAAAGUCCAGAGGAAGAGGCCGGAAAAAUAAUCCCUCCCCGCCUCCUGAUAGUGACCUGGAGCGUGUGUUUGUCUGGGAUUUGGAUGAAACCAUCAUUGUUUUUCACUCACUGCUCACCGGGUCUUAUGCACAGAAGUAUGGCAAGGAUCCCCCCAUGGCUGUAACCCUUGGACUCCGCAUGGAAGAAAUGAUUUUUAAUCUUGCUGAUACUCAUUUGUUUUUUAAUGAUUUAGAGGAGUGUGAUCAAGUUCAUAUAGAUGAUGUUUCCUCUGAUGAUAAUGGGCAGGACUUAAGUACCUACAGUUUUGCAACUGAUGGCUUCCAUGCAGCUGCAAGUAGUGCAAACCUUUGUUUGCCAACAGGUGUAAGAGGAGGGGUUGACUGGAUGAGGAAGUUGGCUUUUCGUUACAGAAGAGUAAAAGAAUUAUAUAACACCUACAAGAACAACGUUGGAGGACUCCUUGGCCCUGCCAAGAGGGAUGCCUGGCUACAGUUAAGGGCAGAGAUUGAAGGUCUGACAGAUUCCUGGCUAACAAAUGCACUUAAGUCUUUAUCAAUUAUUAGCACUAGGAGUAACUGCAUAAAUGUCUUGGUAACGACAACUCAACUGAUCCCAGCACUUGCGAAGGUUCUACUCUAUAGUUUAGGAGGUGCUUUCCCCAUUGAGAAUAUUUACAGUGCAACUAAAAUAGGCAAGGAAAGCUGUUUUGAGCGUAUAGUGUCCAGAUUUGGCACUAACAUAACUUAUGUUGUGAUUGGAGAUGGCCGAGAUGAGGAGCAUGCCGCUAACCAGGUAACUUCACUCUGAACUUUAUCUCAUUUAUCUUCCAGGAAAAGAAAGUUGCUUUGAACGAAUAAUGCAAAGGUUUGGCAGAAAAGUAGUGUAUGUUGUAAUUGGGGAUGGUGUAGAAGAAGAACAGGCAGCAAAAAAGGUAACCUGUCUCAAACAAUGUCGGUGUGAUACUUCUAAUGCAAGCCUUUUUGUUUGCAUUUCUGUAGUUUGGCCCAAUGGCAGCUUGACAAAUGAUUUAAAUUUAUAGAUGCAAAGCAAUAAGAGCAUGAGAGGGUCAAUACUUACAUUCAAAUAAACCAUUUGGAGUUUAGCAUUUUUUGCCUGAAAUUUGAUAGGAAAUGCAGGGAAAUUUAGUUAUAUUUAUUUAUGUGUUUGAAAGUAUAUACAUAUAGUAAAUAUAUAUAGUAACAUAUAUAUUUGUGUGGGCAUGUAUACACAUGCUUAUAUAGAUGCAUAUGUAUAUAUUAAUACACAUACAAUGUGCACAGAUAUAGAUGAGCCAGGGGAUCUGCAAGAAAGAUUGGGGGGGAGAAUAACCAUUGUUAAGCACAUGAAAUUUAGCAAGAUAGAGAUUAAUGAGCUCCAUACAAAAGUCAUGUGAGUAGUUCAUGAGACCUGCAUGCCAUAUGGUCCUCGUGAGUGCCUGGAAGUAGGCAUGCUCCAUGAUAAGGAAUGCUGAGGGCAGAUUUAAUAGCUGAAGAAAAACUGCUACAAGAGAUUUUAAUAAGUGCUACUGAAAUGGGAUGUAUUGCUCAGAUCCUUUUGCACCAACUUGUCUUAGCCGUAAUGUGCCUCACAUCUCCUAGAAGAGUUUCAUCUGUUUUGGUGAGCCAGUGGUACUUGAUUGAAGCCAAGCAGCUGGCUUUGAACACAUUCAGAAGAUCCCAUGGGCCCUAAGUAUUUUAAUAAGCCUUUUCAUCUGGCCCGUAUUUCUGAAGAAGAAACCAAGGCAAUUAAAAACCAUUAAAUGGUUGGUUCAACAUCAAAAGAAGAAUGAUAUCAGGAUUGGCCCCCACCACCAGACUGUCAACUCCACCCUAAGAUCUACUGCUGCCUUCACCGAAUGAUAGAAAAAUAUCAUCUACCCAAGAUAAAAGUGAUAGAAUUUACAAAACAAAGCCAGAUGAUGAAUUAGUAUUUUUAAAACAAUGACAUGCCAGCCUAUACUGUUUUACAUAGAAAGAAUGUCAUCUGUAUCACCCUAAGGAGAUUUUAAAUCAUCAUCUAAUAAAGCCUUUGCCAUUUGCAUGUGCUGGAAUGUUUACCUGUUUUCAAAAAACAGUCAACAUAGACAGUUUUAUAGAAAAGUUUAUGGCUAUAAGAGAAAGAGAAAGGAAAUGAUGUAUGUUUCUAGUCGAUUUAAAUCAAGCAAAAUGGAGAAAAGGAAAGCACUUCCACUUUAGAAGUUUUGGUGACGUAUUGGCAGCCAUACUUGCUUUUCGAUUACAUUUAAGAGAGUAGGCUCAGGCUCUGCCUGCCACAGAACACCUCAGCCUUCAUUAGCAGUGUCAAUGACCCAAGACAGCACACUAGCCCCAAGCACGUCCUGUAUGAGGUCAGGGCUGCAGCCUCAAGAAAUACGGCUUUCAUUGCUGACUACUACUUCAAAUGCUUCCAGUCACACUGAACUGAAAUAUCUUCUGGAGUUUGUCAAUGUCCUGAGUCCAUGUUGUGAUUUUUCUUAUUGGCACCAUAGUUAUACACAACAAAGAGCAGCCAAUGAUUAGUAAUACAGCCCCACUCCUGCUAAAUUUACAUGUCUUUUAGCCUAUGCAAAUUAAAUUCACGUAUAUUUAGGUAAGGACUAAUAUAAUUCAGUUUUCCAAACCAGUAACACAAUAUGCUUUUGACAAUUAAAACUUAGCCGAGUCUACCUGUUUUCCACAGCAUUAAUGUUUAGAUUCGGUUUACCAGUUGUUAUACCUAAAACUUCAGGAGGGAAACGCAUAACCCUGAAUGGAAAACAAUCUCAGAUAGAAUGCUAUUUCCAAAUGGUUGUUUAUGUAGGUACAGUUUUGGUGAUGGUGAAGGCUUAUUAUUCUAUUUUAAAACAGAGGUGAUUGGUUUCUCUAGUACCCAGAAUGCAUGCUUUUCUUUGGAUGUAGCGGUAAUCGCAUGUGCAGAAAUGUUAAGUACUGUUUUGUUGUUACAAAUAGAUCUGAGCUGAAUGAAAAAAUGUUACUUCUAUGUGAAUUUCAGUGACUUAAUUUGACCUAGACAUAUUUUGUCUGAGAAAUUUAAGAAGAAAUAUCAAAGUUUAGGAAUAGGAAUGUCUAGCUGCGCUCUUCCAUAGAAACAUGUAAUAUUAAUACAAGCUGUAUAUGUAGUUUGAAAUUUUCUAGAAGCUACAUUUUACAAAAUUAAAGAGAAACAGGUAGAAUUAAUUUUAAUAACAUGUCAACCCAGUAUACCCAAAAUAAUUGUCUUGAUAUCUAAUUAAUGUAAAAAUUAUUGAAGUCAUGUUUACAUUCUUUUUUGUUUGUUUGUUUUGUCCUAAGUCUUUGAAAUUCAUUGUGUAUUUUAAACUGGACCAACCACAUUUCAAGUGCUCAAUAGCCACAUGUGGCUGGUGGCUACCAUAGUGUGCAGCAAGGAAUUAUAUAGCAAUAAGGAUUAUUAUGCUACUUAGUUCUUAAAUAAAAUAUCUUUUGCAUGUUUUAUAUCUAUAUACUCAUUUCCCUUAUAUACAUGAAUAUUUUAUACGUACAUAUUCUAGAAGAUGUCAUCAGCCCAAACUUAACAAAUCAUGCUUUUGUUUUGUCAGUUCCUGUAAUGCAGUGUUUUUUCUUUUUCAUUAUCAUCGCCAGUGGGGACUCUUUAGACAGUUUUUUUCUAAUUACUCCCUUUCAUGAAAUUUUAAUGUCACAUAUGUACUGUAUACUAUUAUAGUAUAUCUUUUGAAGGCCACAAACCACUGUAAUGUCUAAGAUUUUCUGCCCCACAAGAGCUCAUUUGUGUCCCUUUGGAGAUAUCUUCCCCAUUGAAAAUGUAUGCUAGAGUACUUUCUCUCAAUUCUACGCCAGUGAAAUAAAUCAGGUCGACUCUACUGGCUUAAGUUAUUGGUUGUCCCAGACAAGUAAGAAAGUUAUAAUCCCCACCUUUUUUUUCUACUUUAUGUAGUCCUGCUUCAAAUUAUUUUUAUACAGAAAGGAAUUCACCCUCUUUUCUUCCUAGAUUAACAAAAUUAAGAAGUUUGUCAUUUUGUUUCAUUUUAUUUUUAAUUGAGAGGCCCGUAGGAGUGAUGCACUGAUUAAAACUUGCUUUCCAUUAGCCAGGUAGGAUUUUGAUGCCCACUUGCUUUCCCAGAUGUUGAUGUUGGUAGCGAUACUUCCAGAAUAAAUAUUAAACUAUCUAAGAAAUGUUAAUAUUUGCUAUUAUUCUCAUUAAAAUCCAGUUCAGAUCUAUUUCUCUGUUACUUUGACAGUGCCAUAUUGGUGCUGCCAAGCCUUCACAUAUGAUCAUCCCGCCUUUAAACUCUCUCCCCUGAACUUGGGUGGACCACACAUCCCUGUGUGUGCUGCUGCUUCAUUGAGACAAUGGUUGUGAUCUCUCUCCAUGCCUCAUUCCUUCCCCUUCUCUCUCCCAUCCCUCCUUCUCCUAACCACACAGCACAACAUGCCCUUCUGGAGGAUAUCCAGUCACUCAGACCUCCUGGCUCUCCACCAAGCACUGGAAUUAGAGUAUUUGUAACUGUGUUCUUUAGCCGGAGAUCCAUUUUUUAUAUUUCAAGUACACUGAAUUUUUAUGUGUGAUUCAAUGCCUCUGGCUCUACACAUAUAAAUUGUCUUAAUGGAUGAAAUCAUAUUUGGAAUAAAAAUUCCAGAAUGAAGAAUUCAGAUUGCUGAAUGGAGUUAAACUUUAGUGCUACAGAAAAGAAACUCUAUGGUCUUAUAUUUACAACACUUUAAUGGGUUUUUUAAAAAUCUGUGGAGGUUGCUGGUACACACCAAAUGAGUCCAAACUGGAAUGAGCAGCUUUAGCAAAGAACUCUUACCCUGGCAAAGCAGCAACACACAUGCUCCGUCUGACAAGGUGGUCAACAACAUUCCUCAAAAUGGGAGAUCUUCUCAGCCCUGAGGUUUGAAUCUGACUUUAGCCUACCUAACCCAGAAAAUCUGAAUUGGAAUGCACUCAGACUGUAUAAGGACAGUCCUAUUUAGACAUGUAAUUUGUGUAAAUUAUUGAUGAAAAUAAUUUACUGUGACUUUAUUAGCAGCUGACUUUCAAAGUGGAUGCAAUUUUUCUUUCUUUUGUUGGGGAGGGGAAUGGGAGGGGAAAUGGGAAUAUAAUAUUGUCUCUUUUUUAAGUUUGGCAAACAGAAUGUUCAUACUGAUGUGUUGUGCCUUAAAGACAAGACAGCAUUUGUGUGUUACAAUGUAACUUUGGUUAAAAUCUCUGUAGAUAAUGAAAAAAAACAAAAAAAAAAACCUUUGUGAUGAUUCUUAACAUGACCAAAUUUAAAAGUCAAGCUCUCAGAGCUUAAUUACCGCAUCAGCAAGAAACUGAGUAUUUUUUGCAAUAAGAAAACAACAAUAAUAAAGGAAAGCUUGUGUUUCAUUUGGGUUCUUAAUAAUUCCAAUAAUUGUAUGAGGCAACUAUUUGCGCAUCCAACCAUGAGUGGAAGGUUUGGGAAAGACUGUGGGACCUUUACUUAGAAAGUGAAAUGUAUGUAGAAGUCUCAAGUACCCCUUCUACAGUUUUACUGGAGAAAACUAAGAGCCAUAUUCAUGACAACUUGCACAGUUUUGAGGUUGAGACUUUUGAUAUGUGUAAGUUGCAUAGAGGAGGAUAUUAUCAUGCAAAUCAUGAGCAAUUAUCACAUAAACUUUUUUAGAAUGUGCCAUGAACAUGGCAUAAAAUUCACAUUGAGUGCACAGGGCUUAAAAUAAAGCUAAGUAUGUUUAUUCCCAAUGCCAUGGCAAAAAUGAUAAUAUCAUCAGAAAUGGAAGGCAGUUCUCCCAGAUGGUGUCUAAUGAAAGCAAUGAGUCUAUGAAAAUUUUACCUAGAAUAUCAUCAUAAAUUAAAUUAGCAAGUGCGCUGGAUCUUGGCAGCGCUGCUGAAAUGACAACAGUAAAAUAAUACCUGGUUCUCCAUCUGAAUACAUCAAUGCAGGUUCUCCUCGUAACAGACUUGCAUAUGUUUGUUAGUUUCUGCCUGUAUUGUCACUGCGCAACGGAUGGCAUUCAUUACAAGAAGAGCCCAUCAUCGUUGUGUUUGCAUGGUUUUUUUCCUUGUGUGUAGCCCAUGUUGGGAACACGAUACAGGUUCUCCUCUUAUUUCCUAUGACACGAUUUCCCUUGUGGAAAUUUAAGACUUUAAGAACUAGAGUAUUUUUAUGGUGUCUGCACCUGCAGUUCUGUGUUUAAAAUGUCAUAAUGUGGAUCCUGGAGUCAGGCUACUAGUCAGUGCCCCUAGCCAGAGGCUGGUUCAUGAGUUCAUCAACUGAGGCCUCUGUGGCUUCAAUAAAGUCUACAUUUUGCUCACAGAUCACAACAUUCACUGUGGAAAUAUGAUUUCAUUUCUUUAGGCUACAAACCUGUAUUUCUUUACUGAAUGCUAAGGCCAUGUUUAUAUUGGGUAGAAAGAUAUUGAGAUCCCAAUUUUGUACAAGAUUGUGAUUUCAUUAUCUAAACCUUAAACUUAAUCCUUUAAAUUUUGUAGCUUUUGGCUGCAUCUGCCCCAAGUACUAUUCCAGGCAAAUUAAAGUUGGAAUACCUUUAAUAAUAUAAAAAUAAUGAUAGUAAAUCUUAUACUUCUGUUGGCCCUUAGCUUGAAAAUAGCAGUUAAAAAAAUUUAAAUGUUGCCUUGAUUAUCAGUACUUAAUUAUGUUGUGCACUAAAACCUUAAAUAUUUAUUACUGUGAAUAAAAACAAAUUAUCUUUACUGUAUAGCUGGUUUCUUUAAAUGUUGAUAGAAUUGUGGCAUUACAUCUAAAUUUGUAAGUCUUUUCAUAUCAAACAAGCAAGGCUUUUUAUGCUGCUAAGUCUGUGGGUGCAGAAAGAAACACCCCUUGGAAGGGCAAAGAGAAGCCGGCUGGUUGCAUCACCCCGUGCAGUUUCUCACACACAUCUCUUUUUCUGAUUCUGUGUUCAGAAGAGGCUGCCGGCAUAAAACCUAAAUGCAAGGUUGACGGAGAACAGCUUGUCUGGCACAACAAUGGUGCAGGCCCACGAGCCAGCAUCACAGCUUGGCCAUGGGACGUUGAGUAUGCACAAACUAGAACUCUUCCCUUCCCACCUUAGGAAUAGAAAAUCCUCUUCCUUUCUAAUCUGAAAAACGAAAACUGAACAAACACAAAACCAACCCCUUGGCAGUUCCCACCUCCUAUUGACAUAUGGAAUAUUGUGCCUUAUUGUAAACCAGUUUGAAAAAUGUUCUGUAACUAAAGUGGGUUUUCGGCUAUUAUGUAUACAGCUUGGUAUAUUACUACGAAAGAUAACCACCUUGUGUUGCACCUUAAAAAUAUCAAGACCAUGUAAUUUCCAUAACAAAAUAGGUGGCCUGGCUAUGGUAUUAUAGCAUACAAUUAGGACACUAUGCCCCUGCAAAAUUUUGUAAAUCAAAUUCAGAGGCAAAAACAUAUUUUAGAAUCAUACAGUUUGCACACGACAAGUAGGUAAUAACUGUCUCUAAAAAUGUUUUCUCCUUAGUCCGCAAUGAGCUAAGAUUCAGAAUAGUGUCAACAGCAUGCUCCUAUAUGAAGUUGUUUUUUUUAAAGCACAUUUGUUUAUGACAAGCCUACAUUCUCAGUGAAUAUGGCAUUUAGUAUUUCUUUUGAAAACAAACUUAAGCAUCAUGAGCCAAAGUUGCACUUUGACUCCCAACUACGGUAGCAUUAUGGACAUCUCACAAUGUCAAGGGUUUCUGUUAUGUAUUAGUAAAGUAUAGAUUAUUGGGGCCUACAUAAUUUAAAAGAAAUGUAAAUUAAUAUUAAAAGCUUGUAAAAAUAUGUAUAUCUUUACUAUUUCUCAAUAAAUACCUUUGCAAUUGUUUUCAUUUCCUUCACCCUCCCA